Molecule: messenger RNA, 1059 nt
Organism: Sclerotinia borealis F-4128
Lineage: Eukaryota; Fungi; Ascomycota; Leotiomycetes; Helotiales; Sclerotiniaceae
Source: the annotation of a GenBank genome assembly
AUGAGUACCAGCGCCAACACCAGCACCAGCACCAGCACCAUCAGUGAAGAAGAAGAAGAGGAAAUUCUAGUAACAAGUCGCGAUAAAACACCAUCGAUAAUCGACGUACAUUCGCAAAACGAGCGAGUAUUCGCCCAAUUACCCGAUUUGAUACAAGAAGCCCUCGUUUCCACCGAAUUUUGCGCCCCCAACCUGCAAAUCCGGCGCGUGCACAACGCGCGCACCAUCGAUUCGGGCUUCAUGACGCAACCCAUCUUCUACAUCAGGCGCAACAACGAUUCGGGGAUCUGCAUGCCGGACAUCAAUGUGACGGACGAGAGUAUCCUCUCGAAAUUCGGGAGUGAGUUGACGGCCAAUUUUGCGGAUAUCAAAGCCCAUGGAUGUGCGGCUUUCUAUCAAAAGGUCAAUAUGAGUGAUGGGGCCGUGUAUUCAUUGUGUGCGUGUGCGACCGGUUAUGUGUGGGUGUAUAUUUCGCCCAGUAGUAUUGUGGAUGAGAGGGAGGCGGCGGAUGAGGGGUGGGGGGAAUUUUCGCGGUUGGAGAUUCAGGUGGGGACGUUCGCGUUGAGGAAGAAGGCGAUUACGACGGUGGAGAUUCCGUGUCAUUAUCGCACGGGGAAGAUGGUGGCCCAUAUGAAUGGGGAAUUGGCACUGCUGUGCUCGACGGUGCUGGCGAAGUAUUUGAGAUUUAGGAUGAUGGGCUGUCAAUAUGAGUAUGCGACCGAAACGGCAAUCAUACAGACAAGGCAGGAAUUAGCGCACUUGCGGGUAGUGGAUCCGGGGAUGUUUAAGGGGCUAGAGAAAAUGUUGAGGGAGAUUUGUACGAAUGCGCCGAUGCCGCCGACGAGUGUUGUGAGUCUUAUUUCGAGGAGUAUGAUUAGAGGGAGAUGGGAGGUUUGGGGGAAUAGGAAGGUUUUGAGAAGAAAAUAUUCAUUGCCUGGACGGGUAAUGCAGAGUUUUAGGAAGGGAAAUAGUGAUCCGAUUGAUUUGCUGAGUGAGAGCUAUAAGGCUUUGAGGAUAGAGAAGAAGAAAAUUAAUGUUGGACAUGCGGGGAACCCAUGA